UUCUAAAUAUACGGUCUGAGUUGAGUUUGCUUGUGAUCUCGAAGAGUGAUUUCAUGGAGAAAAUCGAUGCUAGUCGGCAUUGGCACGGAGAGCCUUGUUUGAAGUGGAUCUCAUGCUUUGACGGGCUCCGGUUAGUCCUUUUGGCGUAUCUUAUGAGAUACAUAAGACACGAACCAGUGUUCUUUGUCCAAGAACGACGAAAUCACGCCUUUAAGGGAUAUCAAAUUGGAGGAAGUAGCUUCCCGCCGGUGUUCUGAUAUUUGGUCAAUACUCUUCAAUCUGGUUGUUUCAUGUGUUUUCAAACACCAAGUGGAGCCGUACUAAUAGACAUAUAUUCAAUUCAAGAAUAUGCAGCAGGUGUUUGUUUGAUAUUUUACGCGACGAUUACAGGGCUUUGUCCAGUAAACAAUCAGGUCAUAAUCAAAUCCUCUCUGGCUAUUGUUUGUUGCUAAAAUGAUGAUCUAGUCCGAGUCGAUGAUAUUCCCACAGCAAUUCAAUUUGGUUGGAGGUAUUUUCGCUGGGCGGCACCAGAAGACAGAUUAGCAGGGGAUGGAAUCCAUGCAUCACGAAGCAUUAUAAUAAAGAAGGGUUUCUUGUUUGCCUCUCUGGGAGCAUUACAUGAAGCAUCAGACAUGGAUGUUCUCAAAGUUUUUGAAGAUUCCAAGGACUUGGUCCUAACGCUCAAGCCGGCUGCAUAAUACAUAUGUUGUCCUCUUCCAAAUCGUGUCACUACGACAACGAUGUUUACAAUGACAAACCUUAAUUCCGACGUACAUAAAAGACAGUCGAGAUAGCUCAAAUAUGCUGCUUCUGCAUUUGAACAGCCUCCAAAAAAAAUUUCUGAGCCUCUGAGAGUUCUUGCCAUCUUCAAGUUAGGAGUAGAAAUAUGUCAGUUGAAGAAGGGUGGUCUAUUCUCAAUGAAGAAACGAGACAACACCACCCGUCGGUUCAAAGAACAAGCGGUUUUGAUCCGAGAACCGGAAUCUACAACUCUCUCAUUGAACUUAAUGAGCACCAAAAGAUCCCAACCGAUCCCAACCUCGGCAUUGCUUCAUACGUGCUCUCGCAAUUCCCACAUGCUCUUGCCGAGUCGCGUAUCGCACUGAUUGAUGCGGCCACAAACUGCCAGAGCUCAUAUGCACAUCUCCACCGCUCCAUCAGAUCACUCGCCUAUGGACUGUAUCAUGCACUUGGGGUCAGAAAAGGCGAUGUGGUCUUCCUGUUGGCCCCAAACUCGCUCCUUUACCCGAUUGUGUGUCUUGCCAUUUGGUCAGUCGGUGCGAUUCUCACUCCGGCUAAUCCGUUAAAUACCACAAUGGAAAUAGCUAAGCAAGUGGCCGAUUCCGGAGCUAAGCUCGCAAUAUCUGCACCAGAAGAGCUACAUAAGUUGAUACCAACCAAGCUUCCUACAAUGCUAACAACCAAAACAUCGGAUGGCACUUUGCUUUCUGUGGAAGAAGUCAUAGAAUGCUGCGACCCAAUUGAUCUUCCCCUAGAAAGGCCGACUCAAACGGAUACUGCGGCUGUUCUCUACUCCUCAGGAACCACCGGCACUAGCAAAGGUGUCAUAUUGACUCAUGCAAAUUUCAUAUCCAUCAUCACACUACUGAACUGGUCAGUCAGAGCAUCCUCCUCUCAAGACGACGUGUUCCUAUGCUUCAUCCCCAUGUUCCACAUUUAUGGGCUUGCUUUCUUUGUGCUCGGGUUGUUCUGCUCAGGAAUCACUACAGUCGUGAUGCAGAGAUUCGACUUCCAGGCCAUGCUCGAUGCCAUUAAAGUGCAUCGAGUCAAUAACAUCCCUGCGGUGCCCCCCGUGAUUCUUGCGCUAGUGAAGCACGCCAAUAACAUGAAAUGUGACCUCUCGUCGCUUCGAAGAGUGGGUUCUGGGGCAGCACCACUGAGCAAAGAGGUGACUGAUGGGUUCCGAGAAAAGUUCCCAUGGGUCGAGCUGAGACAAGGGUAUGGGCUAACCGAAACUUGCGGUGCAACCUCUUUUUUCGCAUUGGAUGAGGAGGCAAAGGCCCAUUCUGGAUCUUGCGGGAGUUUGAUACCACACUUCUCGGCCAAGAUUGUCGAUAUCGAAACCGGGUCACCUUUGCCACCUAACAAGGAGGGAGAGCUGUGGCUGAGAGGCCCUACAAUAAUGAAAGGUUAUCUGCGGAACGAGGAAGCAACGACUGCGACGAUAGAUCCCGAAGGGUGGUUAAGGACUGGUGAUCUCGGUUAUUUCAAUGAAGAUGGGUUUCUUUACAUUGUUGACAGGAUAAAGGAGCUGAUCAAGCACAAUGGUUAUCAGGUUGCUCCUGCAGAACUGGAAGCUCUACUACUUAGCCAUCCUCAAAUUGUUGAUGCAGCUGUGAUACCACUAGAGGAUGAGGAAGCAGGACAGGUACCGAUGGCAUAUGUAGUUAGAGCAUCUGGUUCGGAACUUACCGAGAAUCAAGUCAUUCGAUUCAUUGCUGACCAGGUUGCACCCUACAAGAAAGUGAGAAGAGUGGGGUUCAUCGGCACCAUUCCAAAAUCUGCCGCGGGGAAAAUCUUGAGGAAGCAGCUGAUUUCACAAACCCAACAACAACUCAAUUCUAGAUUGUGAAGUAAUGAAGUUAGAUGAUGGCGGUCAGUGUGUCGAAUUAAGAAAAAGAACUCCAGUAGUUAUACAAGAUCUUACUACGGUCUUGAGGUACCAAUAAAGAGUUCACAGUAUGCAAUGUAGCUCCAAAGUAUCCAGAUUUUCAAGUCAACUUUCAUCAUCUGAAGUAAUGUCAAUUGAAAUCUAUUAGUUGUCU
Messenger RNA from Syzygium oleosum, 2786 nucleotides. RefSeq names its product probable CoA ligase CCL5. The record is from RefSeq and is a predicted model, not a curated record. Bases 887 to 2593 code for a protein of 568 amino acids. Gene Ontology annotation, molecular function: CoA-ligase activity. The transcript is spliced from 4 exons. Lineage: Eukaryota; Viridiplantae; Streptophyta; Magnoliopsida; Myrtales; Myrtaceae.